AACGCUUUCAACGUCGCUCGAGGAUGCUUCAGGCAUGACCCCUGGAAAAUGCGAGCUGCUGAAAUAUUGAUCAUAAAUUCUGUUAAAAUAAAGGCAAGCAUGUUGUGGUUCUGCGGACCGGAAACACAGCUGCACUCCCACAUAUCUAGCUUUUAGCUUGCCCACCAUCAAAGGGGAAAUAUCUAUUCAUCAUCAUGAAUCGAGAGAUUCCAGGGUUCUAUUUUGAUCCGGAGAAGAAAAAGUACUUCAAGAUCCAGGCCAAUCACAAAUCCACCCCAGGAUCCCAGUACUCAAAAGAUGCUGUCAAGCGAAAAAGAGCUGAUCAGGAGAAGCGACAACGGAAAGCGCGCUUUAUCCAGAGAGCUGAGACGGAAAAGAUUAAGAGAUCAGCUAGCUUACGACAUCCUCUCUUCCAAAUCCAAAGGGAGACAGGCGUACUCCCAUCUUCGAGGUCUCUUGACCACGAACAACAAGGACUGGCGUAUGCAAGUCAAUUAUGCCGAGCCCAGCUACAUGAGUUCGAACCGUGGCCGGACCAAUAUACCAUCAAACACGUUGUGCGCAAUCCGCGGUCUGGAAUCUUGAUUGCUAGCGGGCAUCGCGGCGGCGAGUCGUCAGUGUCAGUGUGUUUUCCUGAUUUCGAUCAGGAAAAGUGGACUUAUAAUCGGACUAUGGAACGACUUCUUUUCAAAGAGCAAUAUAGGCUCUCAUCGCUCUCUCUGAGCCAUACUGGAUAUCUCUUAGCGACGAUGGACAGCGGCCCAAACGGUGACUCCUUUCUUGCGCCACGGAUGCUCCCUGAUCCCGAUGAAGGAGGCGACUACCGGUGGCCUCCGUUCUUUUCACAUCCCAUCCGUAUCCAUACAACCUCUUCAUUAUGGUGCUCUUCGUCAUCUCCAACAGGUGACGUGCCCCGUUUCGCAGUCGGGACCUCCGACGGACUGUACACGCUGGAGGGAUUCGGAAGCUACUGGGCACUUUCCAAGAAAGGCUUGCCUGCCUCAGGACAUCCCAAGCACCGUCGCGUGGAUUCAUCCCACGCCCUUAUCACCGCGGUCGAAUGGCUUUCAUCAGAUGUGAUAGCAGCUGGACUGAAAGACUCGACCAUCUUCCUCCAUGAUAUUCGUAGCGGUGGGAGCGCAGCACGACUUCAGCACCCUCAUGCGGUCACAAAAAUUCGGAAUAUUGAUCCUUAUCGGAUCGUCGUGGCCGGUAUAAAUUCGCUCCAAAUGUACGACAUCCGCUACCCACCAAAUGGCCUCCAACGAAAUCCCAACCCAAACAAUAAACACCACACUUCCACCAGACCCUACCUCAGCUUCCUCAACGACGCUCCAGAGUUUAUCCCGGACUUCGACGUGAGCCCAGAGCUCGGGCUUCUGGCCAGCGCCUCUGAUGACCAUAAAAUUCAACUCUUCUCACUGCGCACUGGAGAGGGCGUGAUUUCACCGCUGACAAAAUACCAAUAUCGAGACCCGAUAACGUCUGUCUGUUUUGAGUCUGGCGGCCUGUCAUCGCACGCACCGCAGACGCCCAGUUUACUAGUCUGCUCUGAGGCGACAGUUGAUGAAUGGAUCUGGUGAAUCCGAUGGCGGCGCUGCUACCAUAGGGUCAAAUGUGGGCUAUCUAUGGAGGUUUUUUUCUUCUGGAGUUAUUCUAUUGUUACUCACUCUAAUGCCUUACCAAUAUGUUAUGAUUAUACGACUCUCAAAAUAUGAGACCGAGAAACUCCACACAAAAGCCCCCGAGAAGAAGAAAAAAAGAGAACACGGUAUCAAUCCAACCCACCAGCUAACCAUUCUCCGACCUCAACUCCAAUCCCCUUGGCCAUCUCCCCGAUCCAAUCACCGGAUACAUUCACGCACCAUUUCUCACCCACAUCAGCCGUCGUAUUCCCGCUGUUGACACCUCCAGAACCAAGACCCAUGCGACUCCCACUUGCACGUCCUGCAGCGGGUACGACCAGCCGUAGCCGACGCAGAGUAGCAAGCUCCGCGUAGAUCGUAUCGGCUAUUGCAGUGAGCCGUGAUGCGUUCGCGGGCGGAUUAGGGUCAAUAGCGUGAUAGAUUGCGAUAAGCCGCUCGAGGGGAAAGGGACGCGCAGUGAGAAUAGUUGACGGGCCCAUGAUACCAGGUCCGCCGCCGGGAGCGGAGGUUGUUGCGGACGAGGUAGCGAAGGCGGAGUCAAGGAUGGAUUUGGUGAUGCGGGUCUUUGUCCUCGAGCCCUUGCCUCUUCUCUUUGGCGUUGACGGAUCUUGGGCCUUUUGAUCUGAUGCUUGGGCCUGGGAGAGGACUUUUAGUCGCCUUCUAUGGUGUGCGCGUUUGUUUCGAGCGGAUAAGGAUGAAGAGGAGAAUUUGGAGAAGAAGAUUGUGUCAAGUCUUUGCGGGGUAUGUGAGGCUAGGUAGGCGGAGGUUAAGACGAGUGUAGCGAAGUAGGGUAGUGAUGGGAGGGGUGAAGGGGCCGAGACAGCUAAUGAGGAUGAUGACUUUAGGAGCGAGCCAUUUGCGGGAGGCGUGUCUUCGGUGACAAUGUGAUGGACGAGAGCUGCCUCGCCUCGCCGUCUGAACAAGGCACGGUUUUUGACUAGAAGUCGAGAGAAAUCCCAAUCCUCGUUGCCGCCCGGCGGAGCUUCACCGUUGGUGAUGGGCGACACGAACUGCGGCCAUAGCUUUUCACAAAUGGUCUUAAAAGCCGGUAUGGAACUUGCAGUGGGACCGACAAGAGAGUCGUAGACUGCGGAGACGAAGUGGGGAUAUAGUUGGGACGAAGUUUCGGCCGCAAGGCCGAGCACUGCCGGUGCGCCUGCAUUCAAGAUGAUGGUGGUGGCUUCCUUGCGGGUAUAGGGAGGGAAACUGAUAUGAGGGACACCUGUCGCCUGUAGGAAUAGUGGUCGCGGAGUAGAGCUUAGGAUUAAGACAACAGACAGGGACGGUAUCUUGUGGACAGGAUGAUUAGUGCGCUAUCUUCGAAUCGAUAGGGACAGUAUCUGACUCACCACUUCCCCUAGACGCGCCAGCGCCGACAGUAACGUAGGGGGUGCCUCUCGUUGUUUAUCGAUGCCAUCCAAAACCAGUAUAAACUUUUCAACCGGCUUCCCAGGGGUUGAAGCCAGACAUUCCCCGAGAAGCACCGUGAGGGAACUGACGUGCUCACACCUGCCUUUCCCAAAGCGCUCCCACUCAUCUCUUCGGCCGAGGGCGUCUAGUAUCGCCCAUAGUAUCUUGGUCAAGAGAUGGCGGCCUGUGAUGCACUCCGGACUCCGAACUAUAGCAUGCGGCACUUGGAUAGUUGAGAGAACAUUGCUCACGAUAGUCGAUUUGCAAGUGGCAGAUAUACCGUGGACUACGACAGUAGGUGGGCUAGAUAGUCCGGGCUAAGUUGAUAUGGUGAAUUGUUAACGAUAUGACGCG
This is a messenger RNA of Aspergillus calidoustus, 3410 nucleotides long. The record is from the annotation of a GenBank genome assembly. Lineage: Eukaryota; Fungi; Ascomycota; Eurotiomycetes; Eurotiales; Aspergillaceae.